GAUUGGUCGGCUACCAGCUGCACUGCCGUCCCCCCUGCCAUUCUGUAUUGCGAUGCGCGUGCCACUGCCGAGGCCAGAGAGAUGGCAAUGCUGGCAGGAGGCGAGGAAGCAAUCAUUGCAUCCACCGGGAUGAGACAAUGCCCCACCAGCGUGCUGGCGAAGCUCCUUUGGCUGCAGCGGCACCGACCACACGCACUGAAGGAAGCUUCCUCGCUGCUUCUCGGCGCCCAUGCCUACGUGUGCAGCCAUCUGAUUGGUCGGCCAGCCCGGGUUGUGGAUUGCACCACGCUCUCCACCACAGGCCUUGCCACGUGUCCAUCCACCUCUGGCAUCUCAUAUGCUUCUGACCUGCUUCACUCACUGGGCCUCUCCCAUUGGCUGCCUCUUCUCCCUGAGAUCUUGCCACCCACCCAACCAUGCGGCACCUUAUCUGUGGAAGCUGCGGAGCGAAUGGGAGCACGCCACCUGGCAGGCAUCCCUGUAUUUCACUCGUGUGGAGACCUGGGAGCUUCUGCUGUGGGGUGUGGAUCAGGUCUACCUGGCACGGAGUACAUCUAUCUCGGCACCUCAGGAUGGGUGGCUGGGUCCUUUCCCCUGCCACCACCCUUACAACCAGCAACACAGCCACCCAACCAACAACCCAACCAGCCUUCCACACAUCCACCACCACUGGCAUCUCAGCCUCUUGCAUCGGUUCAACCGCCCUCAUGGUCUCAGGGCGUGUUCACUCUCGCUCACCCCGACCCCUCACUGGUCUUCAGAACAGCACCCAUUAUGACAGCAGGGGGCAAUCUCAAGUGGGCUAUCAACACGCUCCUGGGCAGCAGCGGCAAUGACGUGGCAGAAUCUGCCUUCCAGAACGCUGACGUGGCAGCAGCAUCCGUGCCAGCUGGCAGUGGUGGCCUUCUCUACCUCCCAUUCCUGAACGGCGAGCGGUGUCCAUUUGAGGACCCCAACAUGCAGGCGGCAUUCAUCGGCAUAUCUGCCUCUACCACUCAAGCACACAUGAUACGUGCGGUCCAAGAGGGAGUGGCAUAUGCACUGCUCUCAGCCCACACCGCCAUGCAAGCACACAGUGGUGGCAGUGGAAGCAGCAAGCCCUCUGCUCUGCGCAUUGUUGGUGGUGGCGCUCGCUCGUCAACUUGGGUCCGCAUCAUGGCAUCUGUAUUCAACCGGCCAAUCGACUGCCUCGCUGAUUCUCAGGAAGUUGGGGUGAAAGGUGCUGCCAUUCUCGCUGCUCAAGGUUUGGGGUGGUUCUUUACCUUGGCUCCUUUGCACG
Molecule: messenger RNA, 1279 nt
Organism: Closterium sp. Naga37s-1
Lineage: Eukaryota; Viridiplantae; Streptophyta; Zygnematophyceae; Desmidiales; Closteriaceae
Source: the annotation of a GenBank genome assembly